CGCCCUUUUGCCUUAUCUCCUCCCAGCAUUGCCUUUAUUUUUUAACCAUAUUUUUUUCAAGCAAAAAAUUAUCUCCUUUUUCCCGCACAGCAUCGGACGUCUUGUCAGCCUAAACCGACGCCGGUUCCGACCAGUCUCCUCCCUCUCUUCCUCCUCCCCCCCGACCCCACAAAGCCAUCAACCCUUUUGCCCUUCUUCUCCUUUCCCCUCCUCCUCCUUCUUCAUUAGCAUGCCCAAGUUCAAGAAGCCCUUGAGCAUCUCCUCCUCUCCUCCUUAAGGCCUCCUUGACUGCUAGCUAGCUUCCCCAUGCCAUGUCUUAACUUCCGCCAUGGAAGCCAAGCUUCAGCUCUUCCCUUCAUGGCUCCUUUCCUUUUAAAAGUACUUGUCUAGGGUUUUGGUUUUGUGUCGUCUGAUAAUCACUUCUUGAUUUAGGGUUUUUUGGGGCUUAAUUUUAUUACAUGGAGGAUCAAUACAACCAGAUGAACGGUGGGAGUGGCCACCACCGAGGGAAUUUCCUCUACCCUUCUAACCAGACAUCGGCCAUGUCUUUCCACCUCCAAUCUGCUACUGAUCAUCAUCAGUGUUUCCAGUCACCAGCUCAUGUGAAAACAGAAGCUGCUAAUAACAGUAAUAAUAACAAUCAUCAUCAUCUCGGACAGCAUCAGAAGCUUCGGUACUCUCUUCAAGCAGGGAUCAGCGAUCAGAGCUCCUCGAGCAACGAAGUCGAGGCAAUCAAAGCCAAGAUUGUAGCUCACCCUCAGUACUCCAACCUCUUGGAAGCUUACAUGGACUGCCAAAAGAUUGGAGCGCCGCCGGAGGUGGUGGCGAAGCUGGCAGCGGCAAGACAGGAGUUCGAGGCAAGGCAGCGGUCAUCGUCUGUGACCUCUUCAGAUGCUGCGAAGGACCCGGAACUCGAUCAAUUCAUGGAAGCGUACUAUGACAUGCUAGUGAAAUACCGGGAAGAGCUGACCCGGCCGCUGCAGGAAGCCAUGGAUUUCAUGCGACGGAUCGAAACCCAGCUCAACAUGCUCAGCAAUGGCCCCGUUCGUAUCUUCAAUUCUGACGAGAAGGGUGAGGGUGCUGGUUCCUCGGAAGAUGAUCAAGACAACAGCGGAGGAGAAACGGACUUGCCGGAAAUUGAUCCACGUGCUGAGGACCGAGAGCUCAAGAACCACUUGCUGAAGAAGUAUAGCGGGUACUUGAGUAGUCUCAAACAAGAGCUUUCCAAGAAGAAGAAGAAGGGGAAGCUUCCGAAAGAGGCCAGACAGAAGCUCCUUAGUUGGUGGGAGUUGCAUUACAAGUGGCCAUAUCCUUCGGAGACAGAGAAGGUGGCAUUGGCGGAAUCAACGGGCUUGGACCAGAAACAGAUAAACAAUUGGUUCAUUAACCAACGGAAACGGCACUGGAAACCCUCGGAGGACAUGCAGUUCAUGGUGAUGGAUGGUCUACAUCCCCAGAACGCAGCGGCUUUGUACAUCGACAGUCACUACAUGAGUGAUGGUCCGUACCGUCUAGGUCCAUGAGGGGGCUGGGGCCCCUCCAUGACGGGUCAUUCUGAGGUUCAGGUCUGAUUCAAGGAUUGUGAGACGAUAACCUAUAAAAGAAAGCCGAACAAUCUCUCCUAUUAUUUAUUGUGCGACAACCGGGUAAUGUCCUUGCAAAGCCCUCGUGUCUUCUAUGUCUUAGUAUACUGUAGCUCUGUCAUACGCAUUUGAUUUUGAUUUGGAGUUGCUUUGGCCUGCGCUUUCCUCCUAGGGUACGGAAAUUUUAGCGUAAACCAAUCUUAAUUUGGUGUUGUAUGAAAAGCAUAAGACAUGGCUUCUAGCUUAUCGUGUCUCAUGUCAGGACGUUGUAUUCAAGUUCGGGUUUAGUGAACCGGUGAUAAUGUAUAGGCAUGGGGUUUCUUUUGGUUGUUAAGUGUGAUAUCUUAAGUAGUUGUGUAAGGGUUGGGGAAGUAGAGAUGUGUUGUCAGUUCUAUUUAUAUAUCAAGUUUUAAUGGCAAAAAAGCCACUAAUUAAUUGUACCACAUCUAUAUAGCUUGGUAAUUCUUCUUUCGAACCGAAAGCCAAAGUUGCUUCAUGUACUAUACGAACUUUGCCAUGACUCUAUGCUAUUAUUUGCUUCAUUGAGUUGA
Punica granatum (pomegranate) is the source of this 2134-nucleotide messenger RNA. The record is from RefSeq and is a predicted model, not a curated record. NCBI's taxonomy places the organism in Eukaryota, Viridiplantae, Streptophyta, Magnoliopsida, Myrtales, Lythraceae.